AUGCGGCUUAUGCGCUUCUCAGAUGUUACGGAAAAUACCGACAUACUGCUCAUGCCAAUUGGUGGAUAUGAGCAGAGCCCUUUGGUCCCGCUUGAAAUCGCCAUAGAGUCACUCAUUGCUAUUCUACCUAAGAUUUGCAUGUAUGCGUAUAUUGCCAAGCAACGAUGUAAAAAUCCGGCUGAUGGUUUAACAUCAGACGAGUCAGCCGCAAUCAUGCUUUACUCAAUGGGGUGGGAGCCUCUCGACGAAUGUCUCUAUUGUGUCUUGAAUCGAACUCUUCGAUCAGAAGACAGAACGCAAUUGAAAAUGUGGUUUUUAUAUCUCAAACUGCUCCUCACUGCACUUUCCCAUCUUCCUGCCAAAAGAAGAACUGUUUAUCGUGGAGUUAAAUUAAACUUAAGUCAUGAAUAUCAAACAGGCAAAACUAUUGUUUGGUGGGGCUUUUCUUCGUGUUCUACAUCGAUCAAUGUCCUACGAUCUGAUCUUUUUCUGGGAGCAACUGGUACCAGAACAAUUUUUACCAUAGAAUGUUACUCGGGCAAAGAUAUUCAGAAGCAUUCUUAUUAUUCAGUCGAAGAUGAAAUUCUUCUUCCCACUGCUACUCAAUUCAUAGUCAAGGGUUGUCUGAUGCAAGGUCAUGGACUUCAUAUUAUUCAACUGGAAGAAAUUGAACCAUCGUUUCCACUUUGGCAGUCGGUGUCGACCUCGGGGAUACGCUGUCGACGUCUGUCUCUGGAUUUGGCUGAAUUCACAGAUAAUUUUUUAGCACUCAAUGAUUCAUUACUGGGACCUCCGGAUGAAUACAUCUUCUUAUCCUACGAAAAUGAAGAUAAACCUCUAGUUAAUGCCAUCGCUGAUAUUUUGACAGAUUCCGGAGGAAAUGUUUGGACCGAUGACAUGAUAGGUAGUCACGAAGAAACAGAGAUAGCAGAUGCUAUGGAUAAUUCUUGGGUUUUUAUCUGUUUUCCAACACCUGCUUAUCAAAAUUCAAAAGCAUGUCGCGCAGAGCUCUGUCUUGCACAUAAAUCUGGAAAAAAUAUAAUUCCUAUUAUGACUAAAUCCAAUUGGCAACCCAGUAGUUGGCUUCUUAUGGUUAUCGCAAGUGUUCCAUAUUUUAAAUGGGAAAAUGUUCAACCUAAUGAUGUAGGAGCAAGAAUGCCUGAUCUGGUGCAACGUCUCAAGAAUCUUGCUACGGGAACUUUAUCAAGAACAACAACAAGAACAAGAACAACAGCAUCAAGGAAUAGUACAUCAGAACCAAGGCCUCAAAUACACCGUCCUGAUAGACUGUUUGAUUUGUCUGCGCGCGAGAGGCGGCGAGCCAGACCCAAUUCUUAA
Messenger RNA from Rotaria socialis, 1338 nucleotides. The record is from the annotation of a GenBank genome assembly. NCBI's taxonomy places the organism in Eukaryota, Metazoa, Rotifera, Eurotatoria, Philodinida, Philodinidae.